This is a messenger RNA of Egretta garzetta (little egret), 1197 nucleotides long. RefSeq lists its product as uncharacterized. The coding region runs from base 178 to 1197 and encodes 339 amino acids. The record is from RefSeq and is a predicted model, not a curated record. The transcript has 9 exons. NCBI's taxonomy places the organism in Eukaryota, Metazoa, Chordata, Aves, Pelecaniformes, Ardeidae.
UAAAACCCACAGGAAAUGCUUUUACAUCUCAGAUGCUGCUGCUUCUAACCCAAGAGGAAUUAAAACAAGCAGUAAGUUGAAGCCUACGUUGUGCGUGUCCUUCCCCUCAUGUGAUCCUUGUGACCGCAGCAUCAGUUUGGAGCAAGCACCUGCGGAAAGGGGAGCCCGUGCCCAAGCAUGGGCUGCUGCAGCCUGCGCGCCGGGCAGGCUGGCUCUGCAGGAUCAGGCCGGGACGAGGUGCAGCUACUGACGGUGGACAGGACCAGAACAUGGUCCAACUCAGAAGGCCAGAGUGAGGCAUCCCUCUACCCUAAGGACCCUGCAAUCCAGGCAGGAACAGAAGAUGCAGAAGUGCUGUGGGGAAGAACACGGGAGGAACUGGCAAACUUGCUGGUCACACAGCCUAUCAGUGGCUGGGAAGGGAUGAACAUCCACUCGCUUGGGGAAAUUAUUUGGUCCUCCCUGGUUUUUCUGAGAAGUUAUUGCAUGGAGGUGGUGGAAUGCUACAUUGUGCUGUCCUCCUUCCACUUGCUGUUUCUGUCAGUGGAUCGUACAAAGAAGGCAUUUGUUUAUGAGGGUCUCCUUCCUCUUGCUGGGAUGCAUCUGAGAGAGACUGCAAGUGCAAUCAGCCACACAUUUGAAAUUUCUGGGUCCAUGAUAGAAUCCAGGCUCGUUUGCUGCCAGAAUUCAGCUGACUUCAACAUGUGGGUUCAACAUCUCCAGCACCGAAUCAAGAUGGCAAACGCUCACUGCCCAGUCAGUCCCAACAAUAAUAUCUCUUUUCUGGUGCCGUGUGAUGAACAGUGGAAGAAAAGGGAACUGAUGAGACAUCUGUUGUGUAACACCAUUCUGAAGUGGGAAGGAAAACCUAUUCAGCACUUGGGAAGGAUGCAGUAUUUGACCAUGGUGGAAGUGGCUAGUGGCUGCAUGGGGGACUCUGAGGAAAGACUGCUGAUCCUGUUUCCAGAAGACCUGCUUUUCCUCUCUGUGGAUAAGGACAGAACUGCAAUCACAUACAAGGGAAAACUCCCCUUAACUGGAAUCCAGGCAAAGGAGAAAUCUGCUAUGCUGGACAGGUUACAGUUUGAAAUUACAGGUAUGGAAUGGAAAAAGAAAGCUGAGAGCUAUGAAACACAAGAGAUUCUGUCUGAACUAAGGGAAACAGGUUUUUUUACUGUGGGGGUGACUGAGCCCUGA